Molecule: messenger RNA, 2373 nt
Organism: Pteronotus mesoamericanus
Lineage: Eukaryota; Metazoa; Chordata; Mammalia; Chiroptera; Mormoopidae
Gene: OGFOD1
Product: 2-oxoglutarate and iron dependent oxygenase domain containing 1
Exons: 13
Coding region: 45-1667 (540 amino acids)
Biological process (GO): peptidyl-proline hydroxylation; regulation of translational termination
Cellular component (GO): cytoplasm
Molecular function (GO): peptidyl-proline dioxygenase activity; L-ascorbic acid binding; iron ion binding
Source: RefSeq, a predicted model, not a curated record
AAAUAGCUGCUGGAUCAACGCGGUGUGGGUCUGUAGCUCUAGAGAUGAGCGGGAAAAGGCCAGCUGAGCCCACUCCGGGCCAGGCGGGGAAAAAGAGAAAGAAGGAGGUGAUGGUGGAGUUUUCGGGUCUUAUCACGGAGGAAAUCUUGAAAAAGCAGGUGGCGGAGGCCUGGAGCCUCAGGACGCCGUUCAGUCACGAAGCCAUUGCCAUGAACAUGGACCCCUUUCUUCACUGCGUGAUCCCAAACUUCAUCCCAAGUCCAACCUUUUUGGAAGGGCUUCAGAAGGAACUUUUGAACUUGGACUUCCAUGAAAAGUAUAAUGAUUUAUAUAAGUUCCAGCAGUCUGAUGACCUGAAGAAGAGAAGAGAGCCUCACAUCUGUGCUUUAAGGAAAAUUCUGUUUGAAGAUUUCCGGGCUUGGCUCUCUGAUGUUUCCAAGAUUGACCUGGAAUCAACCAUUGACAUGUCCUGUGCUAAAUAUGAAUUCUCGGAUGCCCUGCUCUGCCACGACGACGAGCUGGAGGGGCGCCGAGUCGCCUUCAUCCUCUACCUGGUCCCCCCCUGGGACGGGAGCCUGGGCGGCACCCUGGAUUUGUACAACGUUGACGAACACUUUCAGCCGAAGCAGAUCGUCAAGUCUCUUAUCCCCUCGUGGAACACACUGGUUUUCUUUGAAGUGUCUCCAGUGUCCUUUCACCAGGUGUCUGAAGUUCUGUCUGAAGAAAAGUCACGUUUGUCCAUAAGUGGCUGGUUUCACGGCCCCUCCCUGACCCGGCCUCCCACCUACUUGGAACCUCCUGUACCUCGGAACCCUCAUAUCCCACAAGACCAUGAAAUUUUAUAUGAGUGGAUCAACCCUACUUAUCUGGACAUGGAUCACCAAAUUCAAAUUCAAGAGGAGUUUGAAGAACAGUCCGAAAUUCUCCUAAAGGAUUUCCUUAAGCCCGAGAAAUUUGCAGCGGUCUGUGAGGCUUUGGAGAAAGGCGAUGUGAGAUGGAGCAGCCGAGGUCCCCCUAACAAAAGGUUUUACGAGAAAGCCGAGGAGAGCACGCUUCCAGACGUACUGAGGGACUGCAUGACGUUGUUCCGCUCCGAGGCUCUGUUCUUGCUGCUGUCCAACUUCACAGGCCUCAGACUUCACUUCCUGGCCCCUUCAGAGGAAGAUGAGACGGAGGACACUGCCUCUGCUCCUGACAGCACUGAGGAAGGGACAAGCUAUAGCUCCUCUGAGCUGCAGAACAGCCAGGAGGCCAGCAGCCGCCAUGGCCAGCGGAGCAACGAGCAGGCAGGCCCGGGGCCAGAGGAACACGAAGCCAAAGAGGAAGCAAGCAUCCCCACAUGCCAGGGGGAACUGCGGCGUUGGCAGACUGGUCACUACACUUUGAUCCAUGACAAUGGCAAGACUGAAUUUGCCCUGGACUUACUUCUUUACUGUGGCUGUGAAGGCUGGGAGCCAGAAUACGGCGGCUUUACUUCCUACAUUGCCAAAGGCGAAGAUGAGGAGCUGCUAACCGUGAAUCCAGAAAACAAUUCUUUGGCUUUGGUCUACAGAGACAAAGAGACUCUUAAAUUUGUCAAGCAUAUUAAUCACCGGAGCCUAGAACAAAAGAAAACCUUCCCCAACAGAACCGGUUUCUGGGACUUCUCGUUUGUCUAUUAUGAAUGACAGGGGCUGGGCACAGCUGAGAAAAAGAGACCCUUCGUCAGCACUGGGAAGUCUGGGAGAGCUGGGCGUCGAGCAGAGGACAGCUGCAGGUGACCUGUCUGACACUGUUCCUCAAACUGCAUGUGGUUGUCCUUUAGCAGGACUCACAGCGAUGGUCCUCAAUCUGGACCUUGAGCUUGGAGAUAGAUGUGUACUUAUCUCUUAAUGGGAAAAUGUUCCUUUUCCGUUAACAUUCGGUUCUUCAUUUUUCCAUAUGGACUUCUUCAGUGAUUUAAAAAUGUAGAUUUUUUUUUUGUAAAACGUACAUGACAGAAGUUCACCAUUUUAACCACUUUAUCAUGUGUGGUUCGGUGGCAUAAAGCACAUUCACUGCUGUAUGACCAUCACCACCAUCCACCUCCAGAACUUUCCAUCUUCCCACACUGCAGCUCUGUCCCCCUUCCCCUCCGCCAGCCCCCAGCCACCGCCAGUCUACUUUCUGUCUCCGAAUCAGCUACUCAUGUUCCUCAUGUAAGUGGACUAGUACAAUAUUUGUCUUUUUGUGACUGGCAUAUUUCACUUAGCAUAAACCCUUCAAGACUCAUCCAUGUGUCCAGUGAUUUUUUUUUUUCUUUAAAUACACUCAUAAAUGAUUGCAGAUUCUGUUCUUCCUAACGACACGGGUUUAGAAAAUUCCAGAAUGUCCGUCCCAUCCUGGGCCUGCUAC